GAGAGGAACCCAAAUUAUGAGACUGGGAGCUUAUAUACAGCAUCUGGCACAUUGACCCUUCAUCUCCGGGGAGAGAGAGAGCUUCACUCCAGAAGCCCUGCAUCCUCGGAUUCUGUGGUGGGAAGGCCCUGAAGAUCAUCUUCCCUCUUUCCCUAUUGAUCCUCCUCCUACCUCCUUCUCAGCUGGGUCCCAGGCCCCCAGGCUUUGGUGCUUUCCUCGGCCUUAUCCCCACCCACAGUGGGGCCCACCAGUGCCUGCCUCCCACCCUGAGGUCACCGAGAGCCCCACGUCAUGCUUGGAGGCAGAUGUUUCCUGUCCCCAGGGAAUACUGUCAGUGCCCAGGCAGGCCGCAGAGCUGUGUCUCCCUGCCCAGCCAUGGGCCCCAACCUGCUCUUGCUGCUGUUCCUGGGACUAGCAGGACAGGGCUUGGCCACCAGCCUCCCCGAGGCGCUGCAGGCACCUGUGGGGGGCGCCAUCCUGGUGCAGUGCCACUACCGGCUCCAGGACAUCAGGGCUCCGAAGGUGUGGUGCCGCUUCCUGCUGGAGGGGUGCCAGCCCUUGGUGUCCUCUGCUGUGGAUCGUGGAGCCCCAGGGGACGGGCGCAUGUUCCUCACCGACUUGGGGGGCGGCCUGCUCCAGGUGGAGAUGAUCGGCCUGCGGGAGGAGGACUCCGGGGAGUACGGCUGCGUGGUGAAGGGGUCCGCAGGGCCCCUGACGGUGCACAGAGUAGCUCUGGCCGUGUUCCCUCCAGCUUCUGGCCUGAAAGAGGAGGAAGAGGAAGAGGAGAAAGAGAAGACCCAUAAGGUUGGGAGUCUGGCUGACAGCCCCUUCGUGGACCCCAUGGGCAGUGCCAGCCCUCUGGAACCCAGCUGGGAUGAGAAGAGCAUCCCCUUGAUCUGGGGCACUGUGGUCCUGCUGGGCCUGCUGGUGGUGGCUGUGGUGCUGUUUGCUGUGAUGGUCAAAAGGAGAGGGAACAGGCCUGGUGUCUGCAGCCCCCUUCAGAGCAGUGGAGUUUCAGGCAUGGUGCCCUCCGCGGUGGCGCACCAUGUCAGGGACUCGGAAGUGGCUGCUGAUUUCCCAUCGGACAUACAGUAUGUUAGGCUCGACUCACCACCUUCCUUCGACAAUACCACCUAUACUGGCCUACCUCUUGAUCCCCCAUCAGGGAACCCCCCGCCCCCGCCUCCAUCUUCAUCACCCCCUCUGCCUCCUAAGGUCCUCUGCUCCAGGCCCGUGACAGACACCUUCCCUGGAGGGGACAAGGGUGGAGGGGCCUCCUGUGAGCCAGCCCAGGAUUCAUCUGAUAGCCAGACUCCCCCCAGCUAAGCUGCUCACCGCACCACGCACUCACAGGACACCCCAGGUGCUGUGCAUCCAGCUGGCCCAGGCCCUGGGUCCUUGGAUACCAGAGCCACUAGAUCCUUUAGGAUCUAAUCUAAUGCCUAAUGUCUUGACUUUUCUGACCUGGAAGAUGGUCCCUGGAUAUGAUUAAGGUGUCUUGGGAAGCCCCCUGCUGGUCCUUUUGAUGUUACACCACUGGGCUAAAUAAACUCUAAGUGAUAAUACGUAAGCUCUUGAUGGUUGAGGGGCAAGGAAAGGGCCCAAAUUUGGCUGUUACAUAGCCUGUGACCUGAACAGACUCUGGUCCAGAGUUCGUGCUGUGUGAUCCCACGCCUGUCCUGCCAGGGGAAAGUGGUUUAAUUCCCUGGUCCGAAUACUGCAGUGCAGUUGAGUCAAGGGGCACCAAGAAGUCUUCUUCAAAAGCAUUGCUUGCCUUUCUCACAAUAACUGACAUACAGAUUCAUUUGCUUAAGUCGAGGCAAUCUUCUGUUUUCUGCUCUGUACCCUGUAAACAAAUGACAUCUAAUGAUGUAACAUCAUAAGAUGGGAGGAGGGGGAUAAUGAUUAGUUCAAGGAGACUCAGGACACAUGGGUGUGAGAUGGGGCUGAAGAGAAAUAGGUCUAAGGUCGGAAAGUGAAAUAGAUACCAAGAUCCAGGAAGCAAAUGACCUUUGCAGGCAUCAGUUUACCACAGCGGGUCCUCUCACAUGGGUGGCCCUCUGGUGGCACUGUUCCCUUUGGCCUGAACUCUGGGAGGAGCCCAGGGAGAAAAGGCAUGGGGUGGGGGAAAGGGGAAUGAAUGAACAGGCUGUGGCCAUGGCUGUGUGUAAAUGAAGGCCAGUCCAGGCCGGGGCGGGAGGGCGUCUAAGGUUUCUGCCAGGAUUUCUUCUGGAAUUACUCAAUUUGAAAAUAUUUGUCUCUAUUGAAAUGAGAGACUCAAGGGAAGAGGAUGAGGUUGCUCAGGAACCCAGUCUUCUUCUUUUUUUUUUUUUUUAAUUUUGAUACCGUUAAUGUACAAUUACUUGAACAACAUUAUGGUUACUAGACUCCCCCCCAUUAUCAAGUCCCCCCCACAUACCCCAUUAUAGUCA
Manis pentadactyla (Chinese pangolin) is the source of this 2432-nucleotide messenger RNA. It is a transcript of the gene TREML1, whose product is annotated as triggering receptor expressed on myeloid cells like 1. The record is from RefSeq and is a predicted model, not a curated record. The transcript has 7 exons. The coding region runs from base 292 to 1326 and encodes 344 amino acids. NCBI's taxonomy places the organism in Eukaryota, Metazoa, Chordata, Mammalia, Pholidota, Manidae. Gene Ontology annotation, molecular function: transmembrane signaling receptor activity. Gene Ontology annotation, cellular component: plasma membrane.